AUGGCACGUUAUCAGCUCACUAGCUCCCUGCUGCUCCUGGCCAUCCUGGUGGCUCACGUAGCCGCUGAGGCGCCGCGGCGUUUGCGCUUGAGUCGACAGCGCCAGGCGUUCGCCAGGCAGGAGGUGCAGCCCACGCCAUACCCCUCAGCGGAUGAGCUGAAGCCGGAGGAGCCCGCGCUCAUCUAUGGCCCACCACCUUCCACGGAUGUGAAUGAGCUGCCCGCCGAAGAGGAGCCGCCAGCAAACAGCUUCCAGCCCGAUGCCGAAGAAGUGGACAUAGAGGAGAACUCGCUGGAGGAGGUGACCACACCAUCUGCUCGCCUGCGCAGCAGCCGCCAGAGAUUGGCCAAGCUGCAGCUGGCCAAGGCACAGCCCAAGCGCAAGCGUCAGCGCAUCGCCCGCCUGGAGGAGUUGCCCGUGGAGGCGGCAGCACCAGCCGUUCCAGUGGCUCCAGUUGCUCCAGCCGUUCCGGUGGCGCCGGUAGCCGCCUUGCCCGCACCACAGCUCUACUAUGUGGGAGGCCAACAGCCCUACGUGGUUGCCUACACUGCAGCUAGCCAGCAGCUGGCCUGGUAAACGAUCCUGUGAUUGAUUGAUUGAUCGAUUGUUAUUUGCAUAAAAAUGUUUUGUUUGAAGUCUAUUAAACUGCGUUGAACUUAGCUGCAUUCAAGUCUUUCUACUUUUCCAGCUCCGUUCUCUUCUUCUUACUUUUUCAGUGGCAUUUUCAGUGCUUGACACUUUUGCUCCAGUAUCGACUUUUCUCGCAAUUCACUCGCCAUUAACAAGCGCCCAAGGAGCACUUUUCAUUGUUUGCAUCCAUUUUUAUCCAUUGCAUAUUGAAGUUGUUGAGUUUUUGUUGUACAUUUUUCUGCAUUUUCUCCACUUUUCCUUUGUUCUGGCUCUUUGAAUGCAUUUUUCAUGCUUUGCCUGCUUAUAAAUUGUUAUUUCUAUGUGUUUUUCUUUACUAUUAUUC
This is a messenger RNA of Drosophila mojavensis, 973 nucleotides long. RefSeq names its product translation initiation factor IF-2. The record is from RefSeq and is a predicted model, not a curated record. The transcript has a single exon. Bases 1 to 576 code for a protein of 191 amino acids. Lineage: Eukaryota; Metazoa; Arthropoda; Insecta; Diptera; Drosophilidae.